Messenger RNA from Mesocricetus auratus (golden hamster), 3292 nucleotides. RefSeq names its product src kinase associated phosphoprotein 2 (gene Skap2). Gene Ontology annotation, molecular function: protein binding. The transcript is spliced from 13 exons. The coding region runs from base 156 to 1232 and encodes 358 amino acids. Gene Ontology annotation, cellular component: cytoplasm; plasma membrane. NCBI's taxonomy places the organism in Eukaryota, Metazoa, Chordata, Mammalia, Rodentia, Cricetidae. The record is from RefSeq and is a predicted model, not a curated record.
GUCCUCCCGGGAGGGGCAGGGCCCGGCGUCCAGCGACUGCUGGCUGGAGAGCCAUUGACUUCCUUGUUGUGAGUCUCGGCCUGGCAGUGUCCCUGCUCGUAGCCUCGCUGUGCUCACCCGGACGGCUAGCGGGAGUCUAGGACCCAGCCACGGCCAUGGCCAACCCCAGCAGCACGUCCUGUCCCGGCCCCCUCCCUGAGGAAAUUAGGAACCUGUUGGCAGAUGUUGAAAUAUUUGUAGCAGACACACUGAAAGGGGAAAAUUUAUCCAAGAAAGCCAAGGAAAAGAGAGAAUCUCUCAUUAAGAAGAUAAAAGAUGUAAAAUCUGUCUAUCUUCAGGAAUUUCAAGACAAAGGUGAUGCUGAUGAGGGAGAUGAAUAUGAUGAUCCUUUUGCCGGGCCUCCAGACACUAUUUCCUUAGCCUCAGAACGCUACGAUAAAGAUGACGAUGGCCCCUCUGAUGGGAACCAGUUUCCUCCAAUUGCAGCCCAGGACCUUCCUUUUGUCCUAAAGGCUGGCUACCUGGAAAAACGCAGAAAAGAUCACAGCUUCCUGGGGUUUGAAUGGCAGAAACGGUGGUGCGCUCUCAGCAAAACCGUCUUCUAUUAUUACGGGAGUGAUAAAGACAAACAACAGAAAGGUGAAUUUGCAAUAGAGGGCUAUGAUGUCAGAAUGAAUAACACCCUCAGAAAGGAUGGAAAGAAAGAUUGCUGUUUUGAAAUCUGUGCUCCUGAUAAACGUGUCUAUCAGUUUACAGCAGCUUCUCCCAAAGAUGCUGAGGAAUGGGUCCAGCAGCUGAAAUUUAUAUUACAAGACAUGGGAUCGGAUGUGAUUCCAGAGGAUGAUGACGAAAGAGGAGAAUUAUAUGAUGACGUCGAUCAUCCUCUUCCAGUCAGCAGCCCAUCAAGGAACCAGCCAAUCGAUGAUGAAAUUUAUGAGGAGCUUCCAGAGGAGGAAGAGGAUGCUACUUCGGUGAAGAUGGACGAGCAAGGGAAAGGGAGUCAGGACAGCACACACCACACCUCCGGAGAUAGAAGCACUGAUUAUGCUAAUUUUUACCAGGGUCUGUGGGACUGUACUGGAUCCCUUUCUGACGAGUUGUCCUUUAAGCGUGGUGAUGUGAUUUACAUCCUUAGCAAGGAAUACAAUAGAUAUGGCUGGUGGGUAGGAGAAAUGAAGGGAGCCAUUGGCUUGGUGCCUAAAGCCUACGUAAUGGAGAUGUAUGAUAUUUGAGAGUCUGAGAAAGCCUUCUGUCAGUCUGCAAGAGCUCUGGAUUUGGAAACCCCGGGGCUGUCUUCCUUUGGUUGCAUUCCUGUCUCUGCUGAUGUUCUAUAUAGUCACUCAUUAAAAUACCCUGGAUGUCAGAUUAAGCCAGCAGUAAUUGAUUAAGUUAGGUUCAAGCAGUAGAGAUAAGACCUGUUGCUGUUUUGCAAGUAAUGAUUAGUAUUAAUUUGCCCAUUUGGUUUGUGUGGGAAAAUUCAUUGUGAUUGUAUGCCACUCUUAGUCACUGAAGCUGCAGUGGGGUUGCUAUUUUGUAGUCACUGGGCAUCAGUUGCAUAUAAUCUCACAGACUUUGUAAAUUUUGAGUCGAUAGUAAAGACUCUUUUAAAGCUGUGUGGAUGACUUAGCAGUUUCUUUCAUAGAGUAAUAGAAUGUUUUCAUUUUUAAAACGUUAUGAAAAUUGACAAGUUUACCUGCUGUUAAGUAAGAAAGAAAAAAAAGGCGAUAAUGUUACAGGUGGCAGUAUCCUGUUACUUGGUACACAAGUGUAAACCAGACCUAGGUUUGGGCAAAGUACUUCAAUAUCUUAAUUUGAUGAUGGGCUUGCCAAUGUUUUCUCCUAUAAUUUUACUUAAAUCUAACAAAACCCAAGAUUCACAAGAAAGCCCCUUUUGCCACUGCUAGGAUGGUAUGAACAACUUCAGAGUGUUUCACAUUGUGAGGUGGCGGGCACUCUAGCUUACCGCCUCGUCCCUCACUGCUGCACAAGCUGCCGCAUCCCCGCUGGAAACAGCAGCCCUGAGCCGGCUCCUGCGUGCUUCUCAGGACCAAACAGAAAAGAGAGGCCCAGGAUGGCCACAGCUACCAGUCCUGUCGGUCCCCUUUCGUGGGUAGUUGAAAUCAUAGUAUUUUUAACAGUCUGUGGAGAUGCCCGUAUUGCCUUACCCUGUAUCAAAUGCACUAGUGACUGGAUAGUUUGCGGUCGACGUAAUCUACUACUGAACGUUCUCUAGCAAGUUCUAGCUUUUGCUUAACUUUUCAGAUAGGAGUGCAAAUGAGCUGAUAUUUUUAAAUCUCCACUAGUUUUAUACAACUGCAUUUACAAGCAAUAGUAAAGAGUGUUUAUCUUACUGUUAUUCUAUAGAUGUUGUGAUUACUCAAUUUCAAAAGUAAAAGAAAAAAACUUAACAUUAGGGGUUGUGAAUAAACUCAACAUAGUCCAAGUUUUCAGAAAUUACAUUUGUAAAAUUACCCUUUUCCUAUUAGAGUGUCAUUUAAAAAGGUUAAAAUCAUCUUGGCAGAAGCUAGACAGGCAGAAAUGAGCUCAGUGGACGGGCUUUCAGCGCCAGUGUGGUUGAAAAGCCAACGCCUACCUAGCCUGUGGUUACAGGGUUUGUGCUUUUAACUUAAGUGGCCAGCAGAUGGCAGCAGCUUGUCAUUUGCACAUGGACCCACUUGGGAACCCCUCCCCCACUCGGGCAGACUGAGAAGCCGGUAGAUUGCUGCCUCCUUUUCCAGUUAAUCCAGGAGAGGGAGUCCUUUGCCAACUGAUGGCCAGCGUUCCCAGUACAGAAGCAUGGUGCUGCUUGUCCAGACCGCCUCUGGCCUUUGUUCUUUCUUUAACUUGAAUAUACAUGGGAGAUAGAAGGUUGGAGCCAAAGGCCUUUAAAACUGGGAGAGACGAGAAAAAUUACUAUUCCUUGAAAUUGGUGGGUGCUUUCUGUUCACUUGAACUCAUCUUUGUGCUGUGAGGAUGUUCUCUCCACCCUUGUCAGGACAUCACAUUCCCUUCAAGAUCAUAAUAACACCAUUAAUGUGAAUUUAAACAACGCAGCUUGUUAGAAAAUAUGCUAAUUGUUAUGUUCUCAUUAUGUUUGCUUAGCUUUUAUUUGUUUUUCUAUGAACAGUUAGAGAGCUAAUUUUUUGAAAGGUGAUUGUAAGUCAUAUUUUAUAUAGCAUUUUGCUUGAUCGCUUGCUCUGUACUGAAUUUGUACUCUGUUGCCAUUAGAUCUUACAAUAAUGUUCCACUCUGCAAAUUUUUAAGGUUCAAAUAAAGUUUAAUUGUUUGCAAA